CACCACCUUGCCCCGUGCGUGUUGUGUAUUCCAAAUUCCUGAUUGCUGCAUUGCGCCGCUAACCUGUGCCUUUUUGCCGCCAAAAUUGUUCUUGUUUGUUCCUUCUUCAAGAUCUUCAAGCAUUCGAAUCGAUUCGACUCGAAUCGAAAUGACUGUGAAAAAGCCUGUGAACGAAUCAAUAGGUUCUGAUCUACAGAAAUCAAAGGAGUUCUUGUCGAUGAUGAUUAACGAAGAGAGGAAGAAAUUGUCGGAUCGGAAGGUUGAUCGGAGAUCAUGUGGAAUGUCGAAGGUGUUUGAUGCGGAGGUGGAGACGGAUCAAGAGAGUAUUGGAUCGUCGGAGGAGAUAGAGUCGCCGAGAUCGGUGUCGAAGCUUGGGCAAUGGACGCCGAAGAAGGUUUUUCAUGUGCACAGCCAAAUUCUGAGGAUCAGAGAGGAAGAUUUGCACAUUGGUGAGGAUAUCGGUGAGGGUUUGAGUGCCAAAGAUAAGAUUUCUGGUAAUCAUCAUCAUCACCAGCUGGCUUCUUCGCAUGUCGAUGUCGUGCUUUUCUCGAGGCCGAUCUUGCCUGCUUCGCCUCUCAGCGGCAAGACCGUACACUGAACCAUUUGAGAUUUUGAAGACAAAGAAUGUGGUAAAGAGCCAAAAAGAUUUCCUGAAGGGUUGGAGUUAGGUUUGGUGUUUCAGUUUGCUUUCUUUAGAAGUAAGGACUCAAAAAAAGACAUGUAAACAGAGAAGAAGAAGGUCAUCAUGUGUAAUUUUUGCUGUACAGUUAGGAGGAAGCAAAAAUUCAUUAGCUGAUGAAACAUGACAAAUUGGACCUCUCUUUUGUUCUUUUUAAAUAGCGAUUAAAAUUAUAUUUUAAAAAAAUGAUAGAUUCGUAGA
Molecule: messenger RNA, 880 nt
Organism: Camellia sinensis
Lineage: Eukaryota; Viridiplantae; Streptophyta; Magnoliopsida; Ericales; Theaceae
Source: RefSeq, a predicted model, not a curated record